AUGUCAGUCGAGUACCACCGUCCAACUGUAUCUGACGACUUGUCCGGCUCCUUCGACGAUACCCCAGCGCUAGCUCAAGGGUGGCUGGCUUCGCACCCGGACGACGGACUCUCGCGUAGCAUGGACGCCGCUCAUGCGCCGGUGACCUCGACGGCGUCUUCUCAUGGUACGAGUGACAAUCCUGGCAAGCGUCACAUGCUAGUUGACGACAACUCAUCACCCGGGAACGCGCGAUCGCGCCCUCGAAGUGCGACUGUACGGAGGACGUCGUCUUUGCCUGUGACUGAGUCGCAAAACCCCAAAUCUGAGAUUGUGAUGAGUGCAGAUGAGGGACAGAUUGCCGCCGAUCCAGAAUCAUCAUCCGACGAGACCGUAGUUGAGGAAACCCCAAAAGAGGAUGAAGAGUCUUCUCAACGCCCAGCAUCACCAUCCAACGGAUCAACCUUGACGAACUUUACUGCCAUCACCGGCAAGACUCACGGCUCCAGUAGCUCAAGCGGCAGCGGUUCGACAAUUACUCAGUCAUCUUGGCCUCGUCAUAGAGGGAGUGAAAAGUCGCGACAAUUCGACAAGUCUCAUAUUAAACCUCGGCGUCGAAGUCGUUCUCCAAGGAUUCAACAACAGCAACAGCAACAACAGCACCACAACGCCUUUCAGUACCUCGAACCGGACUCUCCAAACGUGACAGCAGAAGCUACCCAACACGCUAUCGAGCAGUCGUACUGGAGGAUGCCACAGACCCCAAGCUACCAAUCUCCCUCCGCAAUGAGCAACGCCUCGACGGCGUCCAGCAGCUUCCAGAGCGACGUCUUCUCUGAGCUGGAUCAUGAGACGGACAGAAGCAGCUCUCCUGACCACAGCACCUAUGGUGGCUCGCCCAACUCCAUGCCGGGCUCCAUGCCAGGAGGGUUUGACGCGCAUCUCGCGGCCGCAGCGCAGCAGAGACAGCGUGAGUAUCGCAGCUAUGGCACGCCCGAGAUGCCAAGGGGCAACGCAAACCUCCCUCAUAUCCCUCCAAAUGCUCUCCAGCCAAGGUUACCCGGUACACAUCACGGCCAUCCGAAGCAUCUUCCCCGGGCAGAGAAGCUGCCGCUCACAGGCUAUGAGUUGAUUGCUUCCAAGCUAUGCGCCGGUGACUCGGAUAGGACAAGCAUCAGGCCCAUCUAUCGACGGUUUGAAGCGCUCAACCACCGUCUGCUACUACACUUACAAGACGAGCUUGCCGAGCUGGAGGAGCAGCUACAUAGGCUAGACACAGCAGACACCCAGACACGGCGUCUGCAAAACUGCUUUCUGCCCGCUUCAAGGCGCCAAGAAGCCCUCACUGCUGGCGAAUUACAAUGGCACAAGACAGAUGUCCUGGGCAAGAUCGGCUACAAGCUUGGCCAAUACAACCACGUCCUCUCCUCGUUCAAGGAGACUCAGUGCCUCCCCGGCCCAGACUCACGAGACAUUGAGUACUACCGCGCCUACCUCGCAAAUCACAACCCCAUAGUUGAAAUCGAAACCCGAUUUCUAGAUCCCACGGACGACCUCGUCUCCCUUGCCCGCCCGUCUUCAAGUUACUCGCGCGACACGGAUUUCUCGUCAGACGAACUACGCACGCCCAUGCCGCGCAAGUCAGCGUUCCGAUUCACCGGCCCCAAAGCAGAACGUAUCCGUAAAAUCCAAGCGUUCCUGUUAAAUAGCUACCCGCUCGCGGUGGCCGUCGCAUUUGCCGCGGCGUUUCUUCUUCCCAUUCUCACUUUUGCCGUCAUCCCCGGCUUCGUCGGCCGCAUGGCUGUCGUGUUGCUUGUUGCCGUCGGCGUGGCGUUGGCCGUGGUUCAGGCUGGUAUUUUUGGGACCGGAAAGAAUCGGACUGCUUCGCAGGCUGCUACGGAGGGAUUGAUGGUUUCGGGGAUUUAUGUCGGGGUUAUGGCUGUCGUUGCUGGCAUAUUUGGGUAA
Molecule: messenger RNA, 1944 nt
Organism: Colletotrichum truncatum
Lineage: Eukaryota; Fungi; Ascomycota; Sordariomycetes; Glomerellales; Glomerellaceae
Source: RefSeq, a predicted model, not a curated record